Clonostachys solani is the source of this 420-nucleotide messenger RNA. NCBI's taxonomy places the organism in Eukaryota, Fungi, Ascomycota, Sordariomycetes, Hypocreales, Bionectriaceae. The record is from the annotation of a GenBank genome assembly.
AUGUACUACAUUAGCAGGACAGCGCGGGACCUCCCCGCCAAUGCAGUUCGCAAGGUACAUGCAAGCUCAGUAGCCAACUGGGCUGGGAAUUCUUCCGAGACCAGCCCACCAACCAACGAGCCGCAGCACCCACUGCUCACCAUCUCAGCUGGGCAGUCUAUUCUUAUCAACCAACAUAGGCUUGGUAUGCCAGAUCGUCUCGUGCUGAUGUCAGUUGGUUGGUGCGACAAGCUGACUGCGCCGCGACUUACAAGAGCCAACAGCCUGGGCAGCCUCGACGACGACACAUCAACCAACAUCAACACGCAAUUGAGACGAUCGACCAACGCCCCGACCCCUCUUCCUCCCUUCUUCGCUGGACCUCUCCUCUCCUCUUCACCUUGCAGCCAAUUGCGGUUCUACUACUCAUUACAACGCUAG